Molecule: messenger RNA, 1780 nt
Organism: Rubroshorea leprosula
Lineage: Eukaryota; Viridiplantae; Streptophyta; Magnoliopsida; Malvales; Dipterocarpaceae
Source: the annotation of a GenBank genome assembly
GAUCUCUACAUUCUUGAUACUUGGAAAAUUGCUUGAAAUUCUUGAAAUCCAUCUUGAGUCUUUCUUGAUAUUGCUUGUUACUUGUUCUUGAAACUGAAAUCUGGAAAUGGAUAAUGAUUAUUGGAAUCCUCAUUAUCUUGAUACUUGUCUGAAAUUAAUUCUUGCACUGUUCUUGAAAUCUAUUUUGAGCUGACCUUGAAAAACCAUUCUUGUUCUGACUCUGCUCUUGCUCAAAUUUUGUAUACUGCUCUUGCUUGAAUCUUGAAUAUUCUGCUAGUUCUUGUUUCAGAGGGGUGACGGUUAUCAGAAAAUACUUAUAUGAGGCAUCCUGAUUCCUAUCUCUUGCAAGUGUCAAAUUCUGUAUUCUUGAUGCCUUAGCUUUGACUUGACUCUAGGAUGACCUGAUUGAAAAUCUGUUUAGCCUCGCCUCCAUGAGCUAUGAGGUAAAGGGGUAGUCCUUGAAAUACUUGAUACCUUAGAGUUUUGUUCCAAGUGAAAUGGUUCUUUGAUCUGGCUGCUUGGAUUUUUGUUUGCCCUUUUAAUUGGAAGACAUGAAUCUUCUAAGCAUCUUGAUCCCAGUCAUUGCUUUGUUCUGUUAAUUAAUUCUAGUACUUGAGGUGCUAGAUCUUGAUCUCCUGAUUAUAUCUGCUCUUGAAUCCGUGUUCUGAUUGUCAUUAUUGAAAUCUCUUUUGUGGGCUUAAUCCUUGAAUUCUAUUGUUUGUUUCAUGGUUAACUCUUGUUUCUCAAUUUUGAUUGCUUGGUUAAAUUUGAUCUUGAUUCUUGGUGAAUGCCAUUUUGUUGCUGAAUUUUUGAGGCAUUCUACCUUGCACUCUUGUGUUCUAAUAUUCUUCCAAGCAUUCAUAUUUUCUAUUGAUUUUAUUUUGUUGCAAUUCUUGAGAGUCUUCCAUGUCUUUUGAUGGUCUUAGCUCUUAACUCUUGUUAAUUGCUAAAAUUUGCCUCUUGAUUCCAGUUGCUUUGUUAAACAUGAUCUUGGUUUUGGUUGACCUUGUUUUGUGGCAGAAUUUAUAAGGCAUCCAUGCACUUGUUCAUUCAAUCAUGAUCCAUAUGUCCAUUGGAUGCUUAUCCGUCUUUGAUAAGAGUUCAAAAUUUUGUUGUAUUCGUGUUUAAAUCCAUGCCAUUCUUUGCCAACUCGUCUUGUGUUGGGUUCAUAGCGUAACCCCACAAUUGUUCUUUUGUGGCUUUGGCAGGAUUUAUUUUUAUUCCUUGUGCUUUCCGUAUUACCCCAGCCUCCAGUAGCUUAUUUGAUGGCAAAUCUUGUUAAGUGAUUAGUGUUCUGCUUUUUAAGAUUAAUUGUGAUUGAUAUCAGAGUGGCGCAGCGGAAGCGUAAUAGGCCGUGUUCUGUUCCUAGAAAGUAACGAGGCAAUUGUUUUGUCUCGGAUUGUGUGAAGCCAUUCACCACUUGAUAUGGUCCUCAAUUUGAGUUUUGGGGACAAAACUCCUUUUUAGGAGGGGUGAGUGUAAUAUCCCAAAUUUUCGGGAAUAUUUAAGUAAACAAUUCAUGAUCUUGUAUUUGGAGAUUUUAUGAUAUUAGAGCAGAUUUUAAAAGUUGAUCUUCAGAUUUUGGUGGUAUCAGAGUACAAUAUGAUAAGUUCCGAGCCUUGUGCAUUUGUGGGACCCUCUCACGAGUGCACGGCGUCUGCCACGUCCUCGGAUUUGGGUUAUGGGGCGUGACAGCCUUUUUUUUAGGAGUGGAUGUGUCCCCACCGAUAUUUUUUUAGAGUAGAUUUGAGGGUUGUGCCAAUAUAUAUUAUUUUGUAAA